Cooperia oncophora is the source of this 306-nucleotide messenger RNA. The record is from the annotation of a GenBank genome assembly. Lineage: Eukaryota; Metazoa; Nematoda; Chromadorea; Rhabditida; Trichostrongylidae.
AUGUCGUCUUCAGCGACGCCUACACCGUCGCUGGAACAAAUGUAUCGUCGUCGGCCGUCAUUUGAUCGGCCACCAAUUCGAGCACUUAGCUCACCUCGCCUUACAGCAGAAGAAGCUGACCAACUUACCAGUCCUUUUCUGAACUAUUCGACUAGAUACACUUACGCGUUCAGUCAAGCCUAUAAUCCUGAUAAACCACCUGCAUGGGAAGUACCGAAUCUUAUCAACAACAACACGCUUACUGUUGCAAGUCCCGACUGUGAGCCUUAUCACUAUUCCGCGCCAAGCAUGAUGCGCAAGGUAUGA